Messenger RNA from Camelina sativa (false flax), 2171 nucleotides. The record is from RefSeq and is a predicted model, not a curated record. Lineage: Eukaryota; Viridiplantae; Streptophyta; Magnoliopsida; Brassicales; Brassicaceae.
GACAUUCUCUUGACGCCAUAUAUUACUAUUGUAUGAGAGGUUUUAGCUAGAGUUUUUAUUAAACUAAAAUAUCUGAACCAAAGACAAUUAAAAAAAAAAAAGUAGUAAUAGUGAGCCAUGUUCAUGAAGCUCUUCACCAUUUUCUUCUUCAGCCUACUCUCUCAAUCCCUACAGUCCUCUUCCCGAACUCUCGACUUCACCUACAAUGGAUUCGUCACCGAGUAUUAUUCUAAUAUGUACAAUAAUAUAUCCAUCGAAGGAACUGCCUCACUCACAUCAAACGGUCUCUUGGUGCUAACUAACACAAAUUUCCAGGGUACUGGUCACGCCUUCUAUACCAAACCAAUUCGGUUCAAAGAUUCUCCAAACGACACUGCUUCGUCCUUCUCCACAGCCUUUGUCUUCGCUAUCAACCCCCAGAUCCCGAUACUUAGCGGCCACGGCUUGGCCUUUGUCGUCGCUCCUAGCCUUGGCCUCCCUUUCAGCUAUCCCAGCCAGUACCUCGGUCUCUUCAACAUCAGCAACAACGGUAAUGAUUCUAAUCACGUAUUCGCUGUCGAAUUAGACACUAUUCGGAGUACGGAGUUCAAUGAUACGGACGACAACCAUGUCGGAAUCGAUAUCAAUAGCCUGAGGUCAGUGGAAAGUUCUCCCGCUGGGUACUGGGACAAGAAAGGUCAGUUUAAGAAUCUGAGUUUGAUCAGUGGUAAACGUAUGCAGGUUUGGGUCGAUUACGAUGGCCGUACCCAUCGAAUCAAUGUGACGAUGGCUCCGUUCAGAAAGGUUAAACCUAUGAAACCACUCGUUAGUGUUAUCAGAGAUCUAUCUUCUGUUCUUCUGCAAGAUAUGUUCGUAGGUUUCUCCUCGGCGACCGGUUCUGUUCGGUCGGAACAUUAUGUUCUCGGGUGGAGUUUCAGUGUGAAGGGGGAAGCUCCGCCAUUGUCUCUAUCGAAGCUUCCGAAACUUCCGUGGUUUAAGGACACAAGAAUCGACAGGUUCAUUUCACUCUUGCUGAUUCCCCUCUUGUUUAUUAUCUCACUCCUCUUCCUCGUGCGCUUCAUCCUGAGGAGGAGGAGAAAGUUAUCCGAGGAGCUCGAAGAUUGGGAAACAGAGUUCGGGAAGAACAGAUUAAGGUUCAAGGACUUGUACUUCGCAACUAAAGGAUUCAAGGAGAAGGACCUUCUAGGAUCAGGCGGGUUUGGGAGCGUAUACAGAGGUGUAAUGCCCAAGACGGAGAAGGAGGUCGCCGUCAAACGAGUCUCAAACAAAUCUAAACAAGGUUUGAAAGAGUUUGUGGCUGAGAUCGUUAGUAUUGGACAGAUGAGUCACCGUAACUUAGUUCCUCUCUUGGGUUAUUGCCGCCGGAGAGACGAGCUUCUUCUGGUGUACGAUUACAUGCCCAAUGGAAGCUUAGACAAGUAUUUGUACAAUAGUCCGGAUGUAACCCUCGACUGGAAACAGAGGUUUAAAGUCAUUAAAGGUGUGGCCUCUGCCUUAUUCUUCCUUCACGAGGAGUGGGAACAAGUGGUGAUUCACCGUGACGUCAAAGCCAGCAAUGUUUUAUUAGACUCUGAGCACAAUGGGAGACUGGGGGAUUUUGGUUUAGCUCGGCUGUGCGGUCACGGGUCAGAUCCUCAAACCACCCAUGUCGCUGGAACAUGGGGAUACCUAGCCCCUGAUUACAUCAGGACAGGACGAGCCACAACAGCUACCGAUGUUUUUGCCUUCGGGGUGCUCCUACUAGAAGUAGCAUGCGGUAGACGUCCUAUCGACCAGAACGAGAAUGGUGAGAGGCUCUUGCUCGUGGAUUGGGUACUUGGGUUUUGGACAGAGGAAAACAUCUUGGAUGCUAAGGAUCCAAAACUAGGGCCCGAGUAUGACCAAAGAGAGGUCGAAAUGGUUUUGAAGCUAGGUUUGUUAUGCGCUCACCCCAAUCCACAAGUUAGACCAACAAUGAGACAAGUGUUACAUUAUCUAAAAGGAGAUGCAAUGUUACCAGAUUUUUCGCCGUCUGACUUUUGUGGGGGUGGGAUGACGUUGGGAAUCAACCAAGGACUUGGUGAGUUAGCUACGUUUAUCGGUGUAUCUUCCAUUGCUGAUUCUAUACUCUCCGGUGGGAGGUGAUAUACGAAUAUCAUAACGUUUGUAUGUCAUUACAAUAUUACAUUAUA